Messenger RNA from Colletotrichum acutatum, 1509 nucleotides. Its product is annotated as putative adipose-regulatory protein-domain-containing protein. Gene Ontology annotation, cellular component: endoplasmic reticulum membrane. Lineage: Eukaryota; Fungi; Ascomycota; Sordariomycetes; Glomerellales; Glomerellaceae. The coding region runs from base 180 to 1322 and encodes 380 amino acids. Gene Ontology annotation, biological process: lipid storage; lipid droplet organization. The transcript is spliced from 3 exons. The record is from RefSeq and is a predicted model, not a curated record.
UAGCUUGGUGAAGCAACUGGUCGUAUGCUUCGGACGACAUCGCUUGCAACUCGGACGACAUCAUUUUUCCACGACUUGGCCCCGAACCUCCAGUCGGAGCACCCCCCUCGCCUACCUUACUUAUUGAAACUACCCCCUUAAGCUCCCACAACAAACAACUACAUCUGUUCUCGGAUAUAAUGGAGGUGUUGAGCAAGGCGUCCCGAGUGGCCACGUCCAAGACUGCGCAGCGGACACUUGUGAACGUGAGCCUCCUCGUGGGCACGUCGCUAUUUCUGCUGCCCUUUGCUGCUAUCGCCUCGAUCCUUUUUUUCCGCGACUACCUCCCUGAGCAAGUAGUGACGACCCCAGUUCACCUCCAGUAUGGAUCAGGUGCAAAUCCCUUUGGAACUGCAUCUAUCCCGACGUCUGCUCUGCGAACGCAACAGGAGUAUGAUGUGUCUGUCACGUUGUCUAUGCCCCGUUCGCCUGCCAACACGCAGCGAGGCAACUUUAUGAUUGCCAUCCACCUGCUGGAUAUUGGAGCCUUGUCGACGGGAAGCGACAAAAUACAGCCUCAUAUCGCUCCUGAACCCUAUGCCCAUUUCGACGGAAAGACAGUCCUUUUGUCUUCAAGGCGGCCUGCUUUGGUGCCAUAUCAAGAUCCAAUGGUGUCGAUAGCGUCGCGAAUCCUCUUCCUAGCCUACCAUGUUUUGUUCUCCGAUUCGGAAACUUGCGUACUGACCGUACCGAUGGCCGAGCGCGUUGAGUUGGCCAAAGGCUCCUCCUUACCCGCUUCAGCGUACCUUGAACUUCAGGGCGGCCAGGAUAUCGAGACGUACUCUGCCUCGAUAACGCUGACUGCUCAACUACGGGGAUUGCGUUGGCUGAUGUAUAACUACCGCGUGAUGACCCUGACCGCUGCCGUCCUGUUAUUCUGGACAUCCGAGAUCAUUUUCAUGGCGGUGGCAUGGCUGGCAUGGUCUGGGCUCUCAAGAUCGUCACAGGGCUCUGGCAUCGGCAAUGGAGGAAUCGUGGAAAAGUCGUACAAUAAGUCGAUGGGUCAAGUCAAGCGAGAGGAUGGAAGUGGCAUCGAUGAGCUGUCGGAUGCCCCGAGGACCUUCCCGACCUAUGGUAAUCAGGCUCCGUUACGAUAUGAGCCUGAAGUCAAAGAUGAGCAGCAUGCGGGGCCUCGUAUGGAGGACCUGCUCCCGCUCGGUGGCGAGGCCGACGAUGAGGAAGAAGAUGACGGAAGGGGCUUCAGAGGGGAUUCGGGCAUUGGAACGAGUUAUAGUGAGGGAGGUUCCAGUAGUGUGCGGCGGAGGUCAUCGCAUAGAAGUUGAUGAGGGAGUGCGUGCUGUGGUGGUAUGGUUGCUGACCUCUUACUGGGGUCUGGCGGAAGUACCUGGAGGGAGCAACACGUCGGGAUAGAAAAAAUCAAGAGGCUAUUGAGAGACGCCGCCGAGGGUUCGGCAUUCACUCAUUAAAAUGUUUGUAACCAAGCUGCUUGCGUCGACUUCCUUGGAGUGC